AUAUUUGGAUUUAAUUCUUCAUUUAAUUGCGUGUAUAUAUGUGAACCCCCGUCUGGAUAGUAUUCGGCGCAUUUGCUGCAUAUCGUAAAGAGUUGUGUACGCUUUGGGUUAAUUAACAUAAUUAGGGUCAACUCUUGGCGUGAAUUAUUAAUCUUCGGUUCUCAUUUAGCAGCUUAUUAACCUUUUCACUUGAAAAAAAUCAUAUCAUCCAAGUUCAUUCAUCAAGUUAACGUUUUGGAAGUUUUUUGAAAAAUAUAAAUCAAAGAGAUUGAAGAGGAAAUUAUAAAUAACUUCGUUAAGUAUAAUAAUGUACCAACGUCGUCAUUCUUCGUUGACUUCUCUGGAUGCAUUGAAUAAUGGAGUGGAAAACCAAACGAAGAAAUUAAAGAUAGCAUUGUGUUCACUCAGUUCAGCUAAGUGUGCAUCUAGUGGAGGGAGGUUUUGCCAUAGAGCACGUUGGAACUGCAGUACAAAAAUGACUAACAUAAAUGGUAGCUUGCAUAAUGGCUCACUGGAUGCGUUACCUCGUACAGAUGAAACUCCAGGGAUGUCAAUAAAAUCAUUUGAAAAAAAGGCAAACAAAAUAUCAACCACAAAUGUCAACAACAACAACAACUGCAUCAAUGAUACACAUUGUAUUGCUGGUGCGAAGUUGUAUGAAAUUUGGACUAAAAAAUUGGCAAAAGAUCAGGUAACAGCUGAGGUGGCAUGGAAACGACUUUGCAAGAUUGGUUUCGACGGUUUGGAUGCUUUAUGUGAACGACUCGCACAGAUGGAGGGGAUUGGGAACGAGGAUGAGGAGUGUUUGAAACUGCUAGACCUUGAUGCAAUGAUGGAGAUACAAAGAGAAAUCAUAAAAGUGUUUACCGAAACCGAAGAGCUUGAAACCGAAUUGAAGCAGGUUACAAAAGCAUUACAAAAUAUUGCGCAAUUUUUGCCGCCGAGUAUUCAGCGACAAUCCGUGAAAACACGAAUAAGCGAGGUACGUAAACGAUAUUUUACAGUGUUGGAAACGUUGUCAAUCAAACGAGAAAAAUUUCGUUGGAUGGUAUCAUUGUUGGAGAAAUACAAAGAACUUGGUAGCGACAUUAAAGGUUGGCUCGAUGCUACGGAAGCGCGAAGCGAACUAUUUACAUCUGACUUUAAUAAUCACGCUCUUAUUUUGGAAAACGAAGAAGCAAUCGAGGAUAUCAACAAAGAGUUACAUAUUAAAAAAGAUCUAUAUGAGAACUUCCUAGACAGCGGAGAAGGGAUACUCGAUUUAAAACAAAAUAUUUGCCUCGAUGACCUGCAGCAUGAUCUGGAUGACGUCAUUAGUCGAUGGGAUACAUUAGUCAGCAGUAUUGAAAAAUGUAUGAACAGGCUUAAAGUAGCCAAGGAAAUAGCGGCAGAAAGUAAAAGAAACGAUACCGAGAAGAUUGAACAAAGGAUACGCAGUGAAGCGCAACUCUGUACCUGUCACAAUCCAUUUCGAAUUGUCAAAGUUGGUGAUGGCAAAUACACAUUUGGUUCAUCUAAAAUCAUUCGUUUAGUACGUAUCCAUGGUAGCAGUAUUGUUGUGCGUGUAGGUGGAGGCUGGGAAUAUCUGUAUGAUUUUCUACUCAAAACAGAUCCUUGUCGAGCCAAACAAGUUGCCGAUAUAUCAAGGAACGGCGUUCACACCUUACAUUUGGCCGGCCUAAAUUUAACUCCCAUGGACAAGAAAGGUUCGGCGGCGUUCACAUUGAACGUACGCCGCAUGUCUCAAAGUACUUGGUCGCCACAUAGAAACCACCAUAAUCGAUCUGGUAGUUUGGGAAGUGCUGCAUCAAGUGACAACAUAGACAGUUUUUAUGACGAAUCUAGUGAAUCAUUAAGUUUAUCGAACAGCUUGUCGUGUCCACAAAAACGACUAACCAAUAGAAUUACAUACACACCGAAAGCGAAAACUAUUGAUAGGAAAUACAGUUACGACAGUAAGUUGACGCACUCGGCUGACGUAGCGAGAAGUAAAAGCCUGAACAGACGCGUAAGCUUAAUAGAGCGCCAGUCUGAAUAUGCUGAAAAGAAAAGAUUGGCGAAGUCAUUUACCAUAGAUCAGUCAUAAGAAUGACAUCUGCGGCCAGAUGAAUCAUUGUUUUAAAUAUUGCAGCUAAGCUGCGGUGCACAGUAUAAUGAUGAUUAAAGUAUCCUCUAAAUGUGAUUGUGGGAAAGGAGCGUCAAAUAGACGCGGCCACACUGUAUUGAUUGUGUUUAAACAGACACGUGGGUCGGUGGUAUACUUCCACAUUUUACCAAGGUAAAAAUGUAAAAUAAAUAUUUUUGAAAAAAAGAACUUUCUCUAAAAUUUGUAUUAAAGAAAUGAUAAUUAAUUUAUGCUAAAUAUUUUGUGAAAAAAUGCAUUGGUGUAGUAUUAUAAUGUAUUGUUUAAUAGUGGUUUCCUCUAAAAGAAAUGGUGAAGCCAGCAAAA
Messenger RNA from Hydractinia symbiolongicarpus, 2449 nucleotides. RefSeq lists its product as uncharacterized. The transcript is spliced from 8 exons. Gene Ontology annotation, molecular function: microtubule binding. Lineage: Eukaryota; Metazoa; Cnidaria; Hydrozoa; Anthoathecata; Hydractiniidae. The record is from RefSeq and is a predicted model, not a curated record. Bases 308 to 2086 code for a protein of 592 amino acids.